AGAAGCGUCUAAACCGACAGAGCAAGCUGGGGUGGGGGUGGGCAUGUCAUCUUCCCCCCCACUGCCAUAGACACAGCAGAGCCCUGGUCCUGGUAUCGGAGUGGCAUGGUCAUAGAUGUUGCCAGGGCAAUGGCGAGCAGAAACCUUCUUACGUUGAGGGCAGAGCUGGACGAACAAACCAAAGGAAUCCAGAAGUUGCAAAAAGAAGUGGAACAAGCUACACAGCAUACAAUAAACCAGUUGUCCUUCUCUAUUCAUGAGAAAUGCCACAAGAAUACCGCCAAUGAUAGUAAUGCCAUCUCCAGGAUAUCACAUGCUUCCAGUUCAGCAACAGGUAAUCACAAUGCGUUAUCGUCUGUGUCUCUUCAAUCCUUAAAAAGACAUCUGCAUGCUGGUCAGACAAUUCAUGGGGAUGGUGGCUUAACAACACAAUGCAGUGCGAUGCAAAAUGGCCUGGAUGGAACCACCUGCCUGAUUGAUAGGAACCCUGCAAAGACAUCGCUGAAUGAAUUAUCCUCCUUCUUCAUAAAUUCACAUAGAAGGCCUGAAGCAAUUACACAAGGGCACCAUCGACACUCCCUCAACCAACCAAUCAAUGAGCUGAAUCUGACGGUUCAGGAACUUAUUAAAAAGAAUGCUGAGAUGGAUAUUAGAUGCAAUGAAUCAAAAGGCCAAGAUGAGGUGAACAGAAAACUUCAAGAUAAAAUACAGGAACUAGAAACUGCCAAUGGAGUGCAGGAGGAGAUGUUGAAGCAGGCUCAUGCCUACAUUGACAUUCUGAAAGAGAUGUUGCAGAAGCGAGAUUACGUACACCAGGAUCUUCAGGGAACCAUUUUAACAUACAUCAAAGCUUCCGGAAAGGAAAUAAUUCCGACCUGUGAUCUCAGUAAUCUUGGAACAUUUGUAGUAAAGAUCUUACAGGAGCAGGCUGAUGACGCUUCUGCUCUCAAAACAAAACUUCAAACUAAUGAAGACCAGCUUAGUUUUUUAGAAAAGGAAUUGGAAGAUAAAGAGAACAGUUUAAAACAGUGUCAGGAGAGGUGUGAUCAUUUUGCUAAGAAGUAUGAACAGGAGAUGGCAGCAAUGAGCCAUGAAAUGAACACUGCUACCAGCCAUGCCGAGACUAUGCAGAAUCAGAUUGAAACAUUCCAGCAGCAGAACACAGAACUUAAGAAUCAUAUAGCAAAUCUGGAAUCUGUAGUGUCUGAACAACGCUCUGAAGUAAGAAGCUGCAAGAGAAAUUGUAAAGACAAGGUGGAAGAGCUCAAUAAGCAGCUAUUUCUAGCCAAUACUGCCCUGGAGAAGGCUCAGAAUGAGCAUACUCUGCUCACUCAAGACUAUGAUAAACAGCUGCAGGAAUUAAAUCAAUUGCAAGAGGCCCAUAAAGUGUGUGAAAAACAGCUGCACUUAGAAAGAGAUUAUAACUGGCAGUUACAGGAAGGGGUAAAUGUCAGUAAGCUCACAAAUGAUCACUUACGAAGAGAGCUGCUAGAACGGAGUAUGGAAGUAGAGCGCCUUCAACGAAUGGUAAAAGAAGUAAAAGAAGAGAGUCAGCAAAAGGAAGAAGAGAAGCUGAAAACUAUUCAAGAUAUGACAGCAAAUGCGAGCGUUAUCACAUGCCAGUUGGAGACCAUGAAAGCUACCUUGCAGAAAAUGACAGAGGAGCUGGCGGUCAAAACGCAAAGCCUGAAAAAUGCUGAAAAGAACUUAAACGAAUCAAAAGUUCAUUUGGCGGGGAAAGAAGAGGCAUUAAAGAAUGCAGUAGACGAACUGAGAAAGCUGCGUAUGUACGCAGAGGCCAAAAAGAAGGAGCUGCUGCAACUUAAAGCAACCUCAGAGCAAAUGUCUGAGAUGUUGGAAGAUACAGAAACAUUAAAGCUGCUUUUGGUGGAAAAGGACAACAUGAUAAAGACUCUGCGAAACCAAAUUCAAACUUUAUCUCGGGUGGUUGAGCAGCAGAAUCAAAAAGUGGAAUCACUGGAAGCAGAGAAGUUCCAACUCCUAGAGGAAGUAUUUCUAAAUAAUGCGUUUAUACAGGAAACUAAGGUUGUGGCAGAGAAGAAAGACAUGAGAAUACAUGAACUGGAAGAGAUUUGUAGGUUGUUAAAUAUGGAAAAAAGCAAACUGACAAAUGAAUGCAUUGAAAAGACUUGUGCAGCCAACAAGCUGAGGAAGGAGAGAAAGGAAAUUGUAGCUGAGCUCAGAGAAACACAACAUGAGCUUGCAUGCCUGUCAGAAGAUUAUGAAAUAUUGAAAAGGAACACCCGAAAUCAAACUGGAGAUACAGAAAAUGCAACGGCCAUUCUUAAAAUGCAGCUAAAAGCAGCUAUUGCUGAGCUGGCACAGACCAAAAACACCAUGAAAACUGUAGAGAAUUGUGAUGGUCAUGCUAUUAAAAUUGCAACAAGAAUGCAGAAAAAAAUCACUGCCAAAAGAGAACAGAUUGAUACUUUACAAACUAGAAUUCAGUUUUUGGAGGAGGCCUUGUCUAAUGCAACAAAGGAUACGCAGCAUCUAAAACUGGGAAAAACAAAGUUACUGCAGAAGUGCGCUAUUCAGGCAGCAGAAAAAAUCAAACUAUGUGAUGUUGCUGAGAUUCUGAAGUCAGAAAAUAUAGCUCUUAAAGGAAAUGUGUUAAACACAGAAGCCACCCUAGACAAGACGUUGUUGCAGCUCUCUGAAUGUCAAGCAGUAAUCCAGCGUCUGGAGCAAGAAAUAACACUUUUGAGAUUACAGCACACACUGGACUUAAAGGAACUCAGAGGUCCAUUUUCCUCUGAGAUAUCUGCCAAAGCAACACGCCAAGUAGCUUCAAAAUCUUUUCUUCAGUGUUGUGAUGUUCCUGUACGUGAAUAUGAUUUGCUGAUCAAAUCAUGCCCUAAAGUUAUCAUGUCUACACAGCCAUCUGGUAAUUUUAACAUGGUGGAACCCUCUGAGGAAGCGAUCAAUCUUUCAGACGGCUUACCUUGUGCGCCCUUUAAAGAUGAGGCACUUCUGAAACUGAGUAGGAAAGCUGACCAUACAUCAGGCCAUAUUUCCAAGGAGCCACUUACUUUGCACACAACUGAUCUUGAAGAUAACGUUUGUUCCUUAUCCCUUAUUAGCUCUGAAAACCACAUUACAGUGAGCCCCUGUUAUACCUCAUCUCUAAAGAAGCAUUACAAAAGCCCCAAAAAUCGACCUAGAUCUCCAGUGUAUUCAUUGUUGACAGCUCCAACCAGUGAAACUGAUAUCUGUGACACAAUGGACCGAAAACUCUUCCUUGAAACCGUUGACGCUGAUAACUUUGUACAUGGUGAACAGCAUAACGAACUUACAGAUAGUACCUGUCAGAUACUCCAGUACAGAUUGGAGUACUUACAAACCAUUGCUGAGGAUCUGCAGAUGAAAAAUAAAGAAAUGUCGCUAAUGAUUGGAAAUCAUGAAAACCAAUGCUAAUGAAGCACAAACGCUGAAAAUCACAGAGUAAACCAAUGCACUUUACUAGGUUUAAAACCCUUUAUUUCAGACCAUUUGAUGAAGACAAUUGCAGUUUCCGAGCAUACAGAAAGAAUGUAAAAUAACUUGGAUGA
Rana temporaria (common frog) is the source of this 3572-nucleotide messenger RNA. RefSeq names its product coiled-coil domain containing 158 (gene CCDC158). Bases 106 to 3438 code for a protein of 1110 amino acids. The transcript is spliced from 23 exons. The record is from RefSeq and is a predicted model, not a curated record. NCBI's taxonomy places the organism in Eukaryota, Metazoa, Chordata, Amphibia, Anura, Ranidae.